Molecule: messenger RNA, 468 nt
Organism: Hyposmocoma kahamanoa
Lineage: Eukaryota; Metazoa; Arthropoda; Insecta; Lepidoptera; Cosmopterigidae
Exons: 4
Coding region: 1-468 (155 amino acids)
Source: RefSeq, a predicted model, not a curated record
AUGGAUUACGGUUACUUUGAUCUUUUGAUAACAAAAUUUGAAAGAUGCAAUGGGCCGAAACGCUUGAACUGCGCCAAUUUUAGUGCUGAUAUUCAAGAUGGACGCACAAUCCUUUAUGACAUGAAUGUCACUGAAAAUGUGAAACCUUCUAAGGGCAAAAUUGUGGUGAUGGCGAACCAAAAACAACUUGUAAGACUCCAGAUGGAUCAUCCGUGUGAACAUCUCUUCCUGAAACCAAUUAUGUUUAUGAUUCUGAACGUAACACAGAAUUGUGUGAUUUCGAAAGGUCGCUAUACUAGCGUCGUAGAUAUAGAAAAAAUUGCCCAAGCAUACUAUGGAGGAAAGUUUUUUUACGGCACUAUAACCUUUAUUGCAACGUUUUACAACAACAAAUGCAAUCUCUCUUGUGCCAAAGUCAAAGUUAUCUUUAGUCCUAAAGAUAAAGCAACGGGUACAAGUAAAAAGUAA